AUGGGAGUACUUGCUGCAAUUCAAGACGGAAAUAAGAAAGGACACAAUCUCAGAUUGACCAUAACAGAUUUGGAUGGUCACAUUUACUAUGCACAUGGCAAUGAACAAACAGCCGCAAAACUUCUUGACGCUUUCAAGACUACAAAGAGAGAACAAAUGGUUGACUCCGACUCAGACAUUUUGAAUGCAAUUGAAGGAAUUGCAAGUGUCAAGUUCGAAUGGUACCAACCUAACCCUCAAGUAGUCAGACAACAUGCUGGAUACUUCCCGUUCAUAAAUAAGUCUGACAUUGACUUGACAAGGUAUGGAAUUUACAAUUCAAUUGAAACAAUUGUCAACGAACCUUGCAUUCUUACAUGUCUCAGGAACUCUGGUCUUGUUACAGAUGAGAAGAUGAAGUAUCUUGAGUCAUGUGUGAAGACAAGGUACAUUCUCAGAGGUCAAUUGGCAAAAAUUGCACCGUUGGCAAAUGUCAAUAUCCGAGUCAACAUACCUACAGCUAAAGGUUCUUCACAUGACGACUAUGUUGUUGAGUUCAAUUUACCAUGGUUGAAGAUUGUAAUUGUCCACAACCACUUCAUGUUGAACGAAAGUCUUACAAACCCAUUGUUCGGAAAAGGCAAGUGCAACAUUGUCAGAGCUGUAAACAUUCUUUUCGAGAAAGGUUUGUUGGAACCAAUUCCAGAUGACAAGCUGACAGAAACUUUUGUACCAAAAGACGAAACAAACUUUUCAUUGUUAGCAAGACCAAAAGUUGUUCCAGACAAAGUUCUAGUACAAAAGAAGUACACAAUUCCACAAGGGGUUGGUAUGUUCGGAUACCAACCUGAACCAGAAGAACUUCCAAUGAG
Messenger RNA from Trichomonas vaginalis G3, 851 nucleotides. RefSeq lists its product as uncharacterized. The record is from RefSeq and is a predicted model, not a curated record. The transcript has a single exon. The annotation marks the transcript as partial. NCBI's taxonomy places the organism in Eukaryota, Parabasalia, Trichomonadida, Trichomonadidae.